Magnolia sinica is the source of this 666-nucleotide messenger RNA. RefSeq lists its product as uncharacterized. The transcript is spliced from 2 exons. The record is from RefSeq and is a predicted model, not a curated record. The coding region runs from base 1 to 666 and encodes 221 amino acids. NCBI's taxonomy places the organism in Eukaryota, Viridiplantae, Streptophyta, Magnoliopsida, Magnoliales, Magnoliaceae.
AUGGUACCGCAGCUGAUCCGUUCUCAACAGGCUCGGGUGCAUUCACUUACAGCGGAGGCAUCCGAGACAGUAGACAUGACACUGAUGGCUUUCGAGGUCACAGCACAUAUUCAAGGUAUUUUAGUCUUCUUAUUGGUGGAUAUUGGGUCCACUACCUCCAUCAUAUCAUGCGCAGCAGUCAAGCGACUAGCGUUGGGUACAACUCCUACGAAGGGAGUGAGAAUUCUUACCGCCACAGGAACUUUUUCUGACGUUACCAGGAUUUGCAAGGGUUGCUCGAUAGAUUUAGGAAGUAGGGCGGUACUAGUCGAUCUGAUUGUUGCCCCCCUGUAUCAUUACGACGUUAUCCUCGGUAUGGACUGGCUCGCUGAGAUGAGGGCAGAGAUAGAUUAUGAGGCUAGGGUGGUGAUAGCCCAUGGACCUGAGGGCACGGCUUUUACUUUCCUUGUUCAGGUCAGUCACCCUUCCCGUUUGAGUUGUUACGCUUCUCUAUUGGCGAGUACUGAUAGUCCGAUACUUAGGAACAUGCCUGUAGUUCAAGAUUUUGAGGAUGUGUUCAGAAACAUACUUGGGUUGCCUCCUCAGCGCGAGAACGAUUUUACUAUCGAUUUAGUGCCUGGUGCAACACCCAUUUCGCUGCCGACGUAUCGCAUGCCUCCAUGUUGA